Ilex paraguariensis (yerba mate) is the source of this 1241-nucleotide messenger RNA. The record is from the annotation of a GenBank genome assembly. Lineage: Eukaryota; Viridiplantae; Streptophyta; Magnoliopsida; Aquifoliales; Aquifoliaceae.
AUGCGAAAAGUGGAGAGUUUGUUAGGCGUUGAAAGGAUGGAGAGAAUGAAAGAUAAUGAGCUUCAACAUAAGGUUGAGAAGAAGAGUAUGAAUCAUCUUGGAGAUGGAGUGGUGUGGCGUAAAGGUGCAAUGAUUGGAAAAGGAAGUUUUGGGUCGGUUUAUUUGGCAAAUUUGAAGAAACACAGAUCGCGAUGUGGCUAUUUCCCAUCAGUUAUGGCUAUGAAAUCUGCUGAGGUCUCUGUCUCGGGUACGAUUCAGAAGGAGAGGGAGGUUUUGAAUAAUGUGAGAGGUUGUUCUGAUGUGCUUCGAUGCUAUGGUGAUGAAACUACUACAGGUGAGAAUGGUGAGAUGGUGUAUAACUUGUUGUUGGAGUAUGGUUCUGGAGGAACCCUAGCUGACAUGAUUAAGAAAUUGGGUGGCAACGGAUUGCCUGAAUCCGAUGUCCGUCGAUACGCAAGGUGUAUUCUUAGAGGGUUGAGUCAUAUUCAUGGGUGUGGUUAUAUCCAUUGUGAUUUAAAACCUGAUAAUAUUUUGCUUACUUCCGACUUGAAGGCGAAGAUUGGUGAUUUUGGGUUGGCAAAAAGGGCUGGUGGGAGCAAGAAGAGGAAAUUGGAGCCAUAUUGGAGAGGCACUCCGUUGUAUUUGUCUCCUGAAGCAGUGGUUGACAAUGUGCAAGAGCCUCCAUCUGAUAUUUGGGCUCUCGGUUGUAUUGUGCUUGAGAUGUUAACUGGGAAACAUGCGUGGAAUGGAGAACAAGAGUUGAACGUUGAGAAUAUUCUUAAAAAAAUUGGGAAUGGGCACGAAUUAACUAAAAUUCCAUUGGAGAUAUCGAGAGAGGGAAGAGAUUUCCUGAAGGGUUGUUUUGUGAGAAAGGAGAUGUUCAGAUUUACUGCUGAAAUGUUGUUGAAUCACCCAUUUAUGGAAGGUAUAGUUGAUGUUGAUGACAUAGAAGAUUUAGAGGAGGUUGCAGAUGUAAAUGAGGACAGCUCCUUAUUGAUACUGUCCAUGGCUGAUGAUGGACUCGACUCUUCAUCUUUUUCGGAUGAUUGCAGCUUCUUUUCUGAAGAGGAGUCCUUUUCUUAUUGGUCCGAAAAUGAAGAGGGGCCUGAUAAUCAAGAGGUUUGUAGUUUUUCUGAAGAUGGAUUUGGAGAAGAAGAAAGUAGGGGUGUUACUUUUGAGUUCAGUUAAUGCCGCAAUAGAUCAUGUAAUUAAGGUAUCACCUCAGGUUUUAUCAGAAAUUC